Molecule: messenger RNA, 3121 nt
Organism: Exserohilum turcica Et28A
Lineage: Eukaryota; Fungi; Ascomycota; Dothideomycetes; Pleosporales; Pleosporaceae
Exons: 4
Coding region: 18-2834 (938 amino acids)
Molecular function (GO): lipid binding
Source: RefSeq, a predicted model, not a curated record
AUAGGCACAUCGACAUCAUGAGCGCCGUAAACCGUCCGGUGGACUUGAAGCUGAAGGAGAAGGACGUCAACAACAAGCUGCAGCUAUACGGAAUCGCCGAAGCCUUCUCCAAUGGCAAGGUGCCAUCCAACAGCCAGAUCGAUGUCGCUCUCAACUCUGCAUUGGCCCACAGGGCGCUCAACUCACCGUCCAAGAAGCUCUCUCCCGAGGGCCAGAGUCUGGUCACUGACCUGAAGAACGUCAUUGAGCAGGCCAAGAUUCUUCUUCUCACCAAGAACGAGGGCAACCUCCUCCAGGACUUUAUCUGGCAGGCCGAGCACCUCAAUGGCAACAUGGCCAACCGUCCCAAUGCACCCGUGGAUAAGGACACGGCGAGGCAGGACGGCAACAACGCUCUCGACGGCCUGCGCACUCUUGGCACACUACUCAUCUCCAACGGCCAGUUCAGGAAGCUUCUCUCAGACGCCAGUGUUCUCCUCCGCGACAUGGCUGGCGAUGCCGCGCAGAACACGGCAAACCGCGUCAAGCCCUCGCAAGACCAGCUCAGCAAGCUGGACCAGCCUGCCGAGGACAACACCUGGCACGACACAUCCAACUUGAACCGUGAGAACCUCCGCAACCAGGCUAAGAGCAGCCUGCCGUUUGGCAACAAGAACCGCGACCAGGCCAAGGGAGAGCUCAGCGAAGCAGCCAAGGACGUCAACCAGGCCGCCAACCCCCAGGGUACCCGCGAUCCCUCUCACACUGCCGAGCUCGCUGCCCAGGAGGGCCAGACGGGCCAGCCCACCGGCGUUGAUGUUCGCAGCGGCGUCGAGGCGGCUAAGCAGAAGGUUGACGCCAACACGUCGGAAGAAGACAAGCAAAAGGCCCGCGCCCGCCGCGACCAGCUCAACAACUACCUUCGGGGUAAGAUGCCAGAGGAGCGCCGCGAGCAGACCAUCUGGCGCCUCAAGAAGAUGGUUGUCGAAAUUCAGGGCCACCACGACUACCAGCGCGCCAUCGAGACUUUGCUAACACUGGCUGAGCGAUACUCGGGCCACGGCAGGAACAUGGGCAUGCAGGGCAAGGGCUCUGUGCAAGGCUUCCUCCAAGAGAACCAAUGGCUGACCAACAUGAAGACUCUCCUCGAGCGAUUCGCCAACAACACGUCAUUCGACGACCUGAUUGAGUCUAUUAACCAGAUCUACAAGGACGCCGACCAGGACCCCGAGCUGAGGAACUGGUUCAAGCGCAUGAACCAAUUCAUCCGCAAGACGCUCCAGCAGCAGGGCUUUGUCCUCGAAGACAGCUUCAACGCCGAGUGGAACCAGCUCUACGACGACGGCCACCACUUCUUCCGCAGCCGCUACCGAGGCCACACGGACCGCAUCGCUGAUGAAUUCCGCUUCAUUGGCCAGCAGUUUGACGCUGAUGCUCAGAACAAGCAGUUUGCCGAGUCGAUCAACAAGCUCUUCCGCGACCUGGGCCACGAUGAGAACGGCAAGACUGUCUUCAAGCCCCACCUUGUCAAGGACCUGACUGAGGUCGUCCUCCCCGCCAUCUUUGAGAAUGUCCGCUACAUUCCCGUGCCGCGCAUCGAGUACAGCGACCCCAUGAUGGACGCUGUCGUUGAAAACCUGGUGAUCGAGGGUGACAACCUCGCGCCCAACUCGCUCGAGUUUGGCUCAGACAACUACUGGCGCUGGGGCCGCAAGUCCAUUACGAGCAAGAACAAGAACCGCGUCAUGCUCUCCGUCUCGGGUGUGCAGAUGGACCUCAGGGACGUGUCGUACUACAUCAAGCGCAAGCAGGGCUUCCCCUCCAUCACGGACAAGGGUGUCAUGGACAUUUUCAUGGGCGGCACCGGCUUCAGCUUCAAGGUGGAGAUGGAGACUGCCGACAAGGCGCGCGAGGAUGCGCAGACACAUUUCUUCAAGGUGACCAAGGUCGAGUCGGACAUUAAGCACCUGCAGAUCAAGAUGAAGAAGAGCAACCACAAACUCCUCUUCAACAUGUUCAAGCCUCUGCUCCUCAAGGUCAUGCGCCCUGCGAUCCAGAAGGUCUUGGAGAAGCAGAUUAAGGACUCUGUCAACCAGCUCGACGGCAUCCUCUUCGACAUCAAGACGGAGGCUGACCGUGCUGAGGCCGAGGCCAAGCGCAACCCCGACCCCCAGAACAUCAAGAACAUGUACCAGCGCUACGCCAACUCUGCCCAGAACCGCCUUAUGCAAGGCAAGCAGAAGAAGGAGGCUGUCAAGGAGCGGACCAAGGACACACAGGUCAACAUGGCCGUCACGCAGCACGACUCCAUCUUCAAGAACAUUUCGCUGCCCGGAGGUAUCUCGUCCAAGGCGACCGAGUACAAGGAGCUCGCUGCCAAGGGCGAGAAGUGGGAGAGCCCCGUCUUCUCUAUUGGCUCAGCCAAGGAGACGUCGAGCCUCCCACAGGUUGGCAAGAUCACCCGCAAGCCCCACGGUCGUCCAGACGGCUACGGCAACCCCGGUGAUGCUUCUCGCGGCCUAGAUGCUUCGCAGGGCAUGAACCCAUCCACCAACCAGUACGACAGCCAGUACUCUAACGCCGGCGGCCUUGGUGCUGAGCCUGGUCUUACUACGGGCCACCAGGGCUUGACUGGCGGUGCUCCGGCUACUAGCGGCGUUCCUGGCAGUGUUCCCGCUACCGGCGCCGCCCCAGGCUUCGGUACUCAGAUUGACGACGCGUUCAACACGACGGGCUCGGCUACUACUGCUGGUUCUACAGGCCUGAACAACCCGGCUUCUGCGACUGCCCCUGCUACUGGCCAGUACAACACUACUCUCGGCGAGCAGAACCCCGUCUUCCAGGGCCGCGUUUAGAUGCUUGUUCUCGACCAGUGAUACCCGGUAUGCUUUGGGGGUUGCAAGUCACGAUGACGACUUUUCUACCUUUUGAUCAUGGAUGAUACCACGUUUGCGCCAAUGCGCAUGCGCGCGCACAUGAGUAAACGGAUGUUCUUUGGUUUCGCUCACGGCAGACAUGAAAUGAUGGUUAUGUGCCUAUGUGGUUAAUGGGGAGGACUGGGGUUGACCGUUGCCAAGGCAGGUCAUGAAAACUUGGUACUGAUGCCGCUUUCCUGUAGUAAUAGUUAAUGCAUUGAUUUGAU